Messenger RNA from Telopea speciosissima, 1287 nucleotides. Its product is annotated as eukaryotic translation initiation factor 6-2. Gene Ontology annotation, molecular function: ribosomal large subunit binding. The transcript is spliced from 8 exons. The record is from RefSeq and is a predicted model, not a curated record. Gene Ontology annotation, biological process: cytosolic ribosome assembly; maturation of LSU-rRNA; maturation of 5.8S rRNA. Lineage: Eukaryota; Viridiplantae; Streptophyta; Magnoliopsida; Proteales; Proteaceae. Gene Ontology annotation, cellular component: nucleolus; cytosol; preribosome, large subunit precursor. The coding region runs from base 338 to 1075 and encodes 245 amino acids.
UAGUAGUUUAUUAUUCAGUAAAGCAUGAAGAAUUCAACUUCUUGUGCUUGAUUAGAUGUUGGGUUGAAAUAUUUUAAUUUGUUCCUUGUUCAGUGUUUAUCGAAUAUUUUCGCAAGCUUCCUCAAGUAUUGAAUAAGAGUUGUUUCAUUUCGUCACGAAUAUUUUCACUCUUUUUUUUUUUUCGAGUUGCCUGACCCUGAAUUAUUCCUUAUCUCACUUUCUGGGUAUUUCUUGAGCAUAAGUCUUUCUUGCGCUUUACUAAUUUGGGGUUUGCUUAAAUCUAUUGAUGCAGGUCUUGUUUGCGACUAUCUGCGUUUGAUAUUUUCAUCGUGUUAUUAUGGCAACGCGACUCCAGUUUGAGAACUGCUGUGAAGUAGGGGUUUUCUCCAAGUUGACCAAUGCAUAUUGUUUGGUUGCCAUUGGAGGUUCAGAAAGCUUUUACAGCAUAUUUGAAUCUGAGCUAGCUGACGCUAUUCCUGUGAUUAAAACAUCCAUAGGAGGCACUAGAAUUAUUGGUCGGCUAUGUGCUGGAAACAAGAAUGGGCUUCUCUUGCCACACACUACCACUGACCAAGAGCUUCAACACUUGCGGAACAGCUUACCAGAUCAAGUUGUUGUUCAACGCAUCGACGAACGUCUCUCUGCUCUUGGUAAUUGCAUAGCUUGCAACGACCAUGUUGCUCUUACACAUACUGAUCUUGACAAGGAAACGGAGGAGAUGAUUGCAGAUGUUCUUGGUGUUGAAGUGUUCAGGCAGACGAUAGCAGGAAACAUUCUUGUAGGCAGUUACUGUGCUUUCUCCAACAGAGGUGGAUUGGUCCACCCCCAUACAUCCAUUGAAGACUUGGAUGAGCUUUCUACUCUCCUGCAAGUUCCUCUCGUGGCUGGUACAGUUAAUCGAGGUAGUGAAGUCAUAGCUGCUGGUAUGACAGUCAAUGAUUGGACUGCAUUCUGUGGGUCAGACACUACAGCAACAGAGCUUUCUGUCAUUGAGAGUGUCUUUAAGUUGAGGGAAGCCCAACCAAAUGCCAUUGUUGAUGAAAUGAGAAAAUCGUUGAUUGACAGUUACGUCUGAGGUUCCAAUUCGCAAUUGUUGCGCAGGAGUUUGACAUUUGAUGCAUACUGAUACCAAUACAUGCAAACUCUUCUUUAGUUGGACCCCUGAGAUGAACGUCUUGCGACCCAAAAUUGCUUUUUGAAAGAAGUCUAAAACUUUUCAUUCUCUCGAAGAAGGAUUAUAAUGAUCUGAUUAUGUAUGAGUGGCAAUAUAGCAUACCGUUCUUAAUU